Molecule: messenger RNA, 628 nt
Organism: Linum trigynum
Lineage: Eukaryota; Viridiplantae; Streptophyta; Magnoliopsida; Malpighiales; Linaceae
Source: the annotation of a GenBank genome assembly
GACGAUAGGGGUGGGCAACGGGAAACAGGUAUUUGGGUAUACCCGUACCCGUCCCGUUUUUUAAGGAUUACGGGUACCCAUAUUACCUGUAAUAUUUUAACGGAUGGGACUUGGGAUUGUACAGUCCUAAUAUGGGUACCCGCGGGUUACCCGCGAAUACCCGUUUGGGUAAUAUGGGUACCCGUUGUACCCAUUCAAAGUACAAAGACAGAUUUAAUUCAGCCCAUGCGCCCAGGCCCAGCCCAAUUCAAAACUCAUUUUCGGCCCUUACCCACUGAGACCGUGAGACGCACCCCUAGCAGCUUCUCUGGACGCGCAGCAGCUUCUCUAGACAAGCAGCUUCUCAGUUCUCUGGUCCCUGGAGGAGUCGUCUUCGGGACGAGAGAGAAGAGACAAAACCUAUCGGCGCCUCCUUCAUUCACCGCCACCGCCGCCUCUGAGCUCUCCCUCUCAGUCCCUCUCCUCUGCGCAGCCGCCGCCUCCAUUCCACUCAGCGAGGUUUAGACCAGCAACAAAGCAGCAGCAGCAGGCUUCCUUCUUCUCACCCGGCGGCUAACAGGAACAGCCAGGCUUGCCUUUGGGAUGUAAUUGCCUUUGGGAUGUUUUGAAAUGAAUGCUUGUGCAUACA